UGCCAGCGCGCCCCGGCCGAGCGCGAGGUGUGCUGCAUCGCCCUCCCAAGCCUGGGCGCCUCCUCCGAGCAGCCGGCAGGAUGCAGGCGUGCUGGGGUGGCGCGGCGGGACGCCGGGCCUUCGACAGCAUCUGCCCCAACAGGAUGCUGGAGCCACCUCGCCGGUCCCUCGGCAAGCCCGGGACGCUGGACAGGAAGUUCGCCCCUCCGCGGAAGUUCAUUCCUGGAUGCGGCAGCGGCAGCCGGGUGCCGGUGUACGAGGAUCCCCCCGACGUGGAGCCCGCUGAGCUGCCAGCCCUCACCACCAUAGACCUGCAGGACCUCGCAGACUGCUCCUCGCUACUCGGGUCCGACACGCCGCCUACUGGUGACCCGGCCGCCUCGCAGACUCAUUCUCUGCCAGCGGAAGGGGACUUGGCGCUGCAGGAUUUCAGAGACACGGUGGAUGUCCUCAUUGCAGACUCGUCCUCGUUGAUGUCGCCUCCCCUGGCCGGCGGUGACUUCCCUUUCUCGCCCUGCGACGUAUCGCCCUUCGAGCCCUGCCUCUCCCCGCCGCGGGACCCAAGAGCCCUGCCGUCCCCGCCGCUCCGCCCUCCGGACGUGCCCCCGCCGGAGCAGUACUGGAAGGAGGUGGCCGACCAGAACCAGAGGGCGCUGGGGAACGCUCUCGUUGAGAAUAACCAACUGCACGAGACGCUGACCCAAAAGCAGGAGGAGAUCGCCUCGCUCAAGGAGCGGAACGUGCAGCUCAAAGAACUCGCCCGCCGGACCCGGCACCUGGCCUCGGUGCUGGAUAAGUUGAUGAUCACGCAGUCCCGCGGUGGCGGAGCGGCGGCCGAGCCCUUGCUGCUCAAGGCGACGGCCAAAAGGAGCCUGGAGGAGCUGUUCAGCGCGGCGGGGCAGGAUUGCGCGGAAGUGGACGCCGUGCUGAGGGAGAUCUCCCAGCGCUGCGAUGAAGCCCUCCGGAGCCGCGAACCCAAGCGGCCUCGGCUGCAGCCGGAGCCCGCGAACACAGACGGCAGGCCCGGGAACCUGCACGGCGCCUUCCGGGGACUGCGCACCGCCUGCAACCAGGGUGCCUUAAACCUGAGCCGCAGUGAGCUGGAGGAGGGCGGCUCCUUCAGCACCCCCAUCCGCAGCCACAGCACCAUCCGCACCCUCGCCUUCCCCCAGGGCAACGCCUUCACCAUCCGGACAGCCUCAGGGGGUUACAAAUUCCGCUGGGUCCCCAGUUGACCUGGGGAAUGGUCCCCUAAAACACUGCCCUGUGUCCUGAUGGAAGCGCCUGGAGGUUGAGCAGGCGAGGCUGGACCGGUUCCCCUAACCUGGCUCGCGGGAAGCACCACCGCCCCGCAGGGCGAAGACCACCCUGGAACCUGUUCGGUUUUCGGAAGCAAAACCGGCCUCAUCCUGGUGCUUUGUCUAGUUCCUCCGCAGAGCCUCGUGUAGCCCCUCCCCUCCCCUUUCACAGCGAAAGUGUGUUUGUAGUCACACCCAUUCCACAGUCAGUUUUUAAAGUAUUUAUUUUUAGCAGCUUUGAAUUGUGUGCUCUCAGCUACUUAUGCAAUUAUAAAAUGCCCAAGUUCCGUAAGAAGGAAAAGGAGGCUAAGACGGGUAAGGCAACAGAAAGGCUGGCAGACCCUUGCCGGCGCUGUCAUUCCCACGGGGGGGUCCUGGGCCCAGAGUGCAUGUUGCCACGCGUCACUUGCCCUCAGUCUGGGACAGACGCCUGAUGUUGAUACCCUGGAGAACUUUUAUUUCAGCUGUCAGCGUGGAAAACCAGGAGAGGGAACCUAAGGAAGUUGCCUUAGAAAAAUACAGAUUCUUCGGAAGCGGUGGGGCUAGGAUCCAAACAGGUGCCAAACACGUUUCCUUGUAAUGAUCAUUCACAUAAUGUCGUGAGAUUGAUGAUAAGGGUUUAUAUCAAUUAUAGGUACCAUUUUAUUUGUGUGAACAGGAUGACUCCUCAGAAAGCAAACUUUAUUCAGAAGAAAUGAGCAGCUUUAAGAAAAUGGCAUGUACCACACUUUUUGUUUGUCUUGGUGCCAGAAGCCAAGUGUGGAAAUCUUAGUAAAAACAGACUCUCUAUUUGAAUUCUACAAAUAAAACUAGGGCAUGAGGAGUGGGAAGGAGGUUGUACAUUCUUGUUUUACAAUUCUUGGCUUUCUCCUCUAAGAAAAACUUAACCCAUUAUUUAAUUGCCUUUGUUGACUUUUCUGCCUUUUUUUGGGGGGGGGUCUGGGCUUCCUUUUUCUACUCUGUUCUGAAAUCACGUGAGUGGCAUAUGUCAAGCAGUGAUUUGUGCUCACCACAGGGGUGAGUUCUUGCUCAGCUUGGGCAAGUUGCCAAGGCGGCUACACCUAGGUGUGCUGCUGGCUGCAGAGUGCAGAGCUCAGGUAACAGGUGCGUGGGAUAGGCUGGUAGAGCCUGCUCCUCCAGUUUGUCGUCUGUACUGCUAUCUGUGUUUAAGUGGCCAUUUAGGAAAAAAGGUGAUUUUAAAAGGUGAUAAAAUAGGCCAUAUUUCCUCAUAUUUUGUCUAACAAAUGGAGUCUUAAAAAAUUCAAUGGGAGGUUCAGACUUCUCUUUCAUCCGCUUACAUAUAGAUUCACCACAGUUCAGGAUCAAAAAAGAAAAAAAAACAAGAAAAAAACACCCUGUCCUAAAAAAUAAUAAUCUUUUCUAAAUUCUUUUCCUCUGACUCCUCAUAAGUAUCUUCAGGAAGGCCAGUGUGGCUGGUGCUGAGUAAGGAGGAGGAAAUGGAGGCCACUUAGUGGUGGAGGUUGCAGAUGCCUCAUGGUCUUGGGGAUUUUGGCGUUUCUUCUCUGGGGAGCGUUGACUGAGGAUCACGUGGUCACACUUGCAUUUUAAGUGGCAUUCCCUGGCUUCUGGGAGAGACCUGCAGUGGAGUAGGCAUGGGGAAGCAAGGGUGGAAGCAGAGGGACCCACUUGGAGCCCACUGGGAUAAUCUGGGUCAGGAUAAUUAUGAUUUAUGCCAAUGUGAUUGUGGCAGGCAGGACAAUCAGGAUGACACCUUCCCCCACCUCCACCCCAAAGAUGUUCCUGUUCUAAUCCCUGUGACUGUUAUGCUACCAGGCCCAGAGCAGGUUCUGCACCUCCCUUGAGGGCCCUGGGAGGCUGAGAGGGAUGGACACAGUGAAAGCCCAGACAUGCAGCCUGGGACUGGAGACCUGAGUGUAUGAGAUGAAUACAAUGGUGGGUGCUCACAUCAGAGUCUUCUUGAUAAGUUCUCAUCUUCAUUUUCUAAUUAAAAAGUGAAAAUAAAUAUUUUAUGCAAGUAAUACAUAUUCAUUAUAAACUCAUUUGGACAAAAAAGUAUAGCAAAGUAACAAAUAACUAUUCCUACUAUUCAAAGCUAUUGCUAUGGGGGCCAGAGUUGUGGCAUAGCCAUAGGCUGCUGCUUGCAAAGCUGGCAUCCCAUCUUGGAAUGUAGUUCUGAAUCCUGGUUGCUCCUCUUUCUGAUCCAGCUUCCUACCAGUGUACCUGGGAAGGCAGUGGAUGAUGGUUCAAGUACUUGGGGUCCUGCCACCCAUGUGGGAGGCCAGGAUGGAGUCCCUGGCUCCUGGCUUCU
Oryctolagus cuniculus (rabbit) is the source of this 3588-nucleotide messenger RNA. RefSeq names its product multiciliate differentiation and DNA synthesis associated cell cycle protein (gene MCIDAS). NCBI's taxonomy places the organism in Eukaryota, Metazoa, Chordata, Mammalia, Lagomorpha, Leporidae. Gene Ontology annotation, biological process: negative regulation of DNA replication; negative regulation of cell cycle. The record is from RefSeq and is a predicted model, not a curated record. Gene Ontology annotation, cellular component: nucleus.